AUGGCUGUUAUCCGGUUCUCUUUGGAGGUAGCUUGAGGAGAAACCCCAACCCAUUUUCAGUACACACAGACUUAAAAGCUUCAUUUACUAACAGGUGAAGGAGACAAGGUCCAACUUCGAUUCAGUGUUGGUGAGAGGCAGCUGGUCUCUUUGACUUGUUCAGCAAGUUUUCAUCACAAAUUUAAAGACUUCAAAGUGCUGACCAUUGCUCAUCGUCUAAACACCAUCAUGAACUAUGACAAGGUGGUGAUUCUUGGACGAUUGGACUGA
Messenger RNA from Pocillopora meandrina, 270 nucleotides. The record is from the annotation of a GenBank genome assembly. Lineage: Eukaryota; Metazoa; Cnidaria; Anthozoa; Scleractinia; Pocilloporidae.